Molecule: messenger RNA, 2139 nt
Organism: Aplysia californica (California sea hare)
Lineage: Eukaryota; Metazoa; Mollusca; Gastropoda; Aplysiida; Aplysiidae
Exons: 6
Coding region: 140-1834 (564 amino acids)
Molecular function (GO): protein binding; DNA binding
Source: RefSeq, a predicted model, not a curated record
GCUUGUGGGUUGUGGAAAAGUCUCACGAGCGUGUAAUGACCUACGUGCACAGGGUGUGACAAAGAAAAAUUGUUUUCAUUGUUUUGCGGAGAUUGUAAAAUGUUUUAAUUCUUACCAGGAAUUGUGUGAAUAUUCAAACAUGGUUCUUGAGUGUGAAAAGGAGUGGAUUCUUGAGGCUAUUAACCAUUUGAAACAUCGGAAAGCCCGUCCAGAUUUGCCUCAUAUCAGCUUACGCAUGAAGAGAAAACAUCAGAUGAGUUUUCCACAGACGAAGAAACUUCUGGAUUCACUUAUUGAAUGUGGAUUUGUUGUUCAAGCGGAAUACAAAAAUAAGAUAAGCUACCGUGAUGUCUCUAAGUGGAAAAAAGGGAGACUAGGUGGUCAAAUUAUGAAUUCCAGCAAAAUGCUGAAACGUUUUAUCAAAGCUAUACGAGAAAACGAGGCUUCAAAAGGCACGGGUGUUUCCGCUCAAACUAUUGAGGAGUAUUUGGGUAGUAAAGUUGAACAAAAAUGCUUCUUGUCGGGUUCUGCACUUCGAGAUGCAUUGGAUAAAGAAAUAGAAACUGGAUUCCUGUAUAAAAGAGCAGUGGGAGAUGUUACGGUUUACCGAAUCAACGAAGACCAUGUGAGUAAAAUGCUGCCUGCGCUAGAUCUAGACUCGGGUGACGCGCAAGAUAGCAAGGAUCAAGAAUGCGGUGUUGUGGCUCCGACUGAUGGAACGUGUAAUAAACCCAACUCUAGCAUGCAUUCUAAAAAAUUAACCCCAGAGUGUUUGUUUUCAGCGAUGAGGGGUCAUGUAGCUGAUGGACUUGAAGGUGCUAGCUUUGAUGAUAUAAAAACAGCUCUUUCAAAGCAAAGUAUUGUGGAAACCGAUACAAACGUCUCACUGUGCUUGCAAGACAGCAUCUCUAAAGGUGUUGUUGAAAGUCAAAUUGUUAUGGGCAAAACCUUUUACAUUCUGAAAGACAAUGGGGAGGCAAACCGCACCAACACAGGUAGUUCAUCAGAUGGUCUUCUUUCUUCUCAUACGGAGUACAAGAUGGAAUGUGAUCGAUCUGAUUUGGAGAAAAGACUCGAUGUUGUUACGAGUUCGUUAGUGCAGUUUCAAGCUUCAAUGUCGAGAUUGUCUCAAAAUCCCUCUUUUGCAGGCAGAAAUACUGUUGGUGAUAAGACAAAUGUUGUAUUACCCCUGAGACCACCAUCAAAACGAAAAAGGGUAAUGAAAAAUCACGGGCCUGAUUUUGAGAUAGAGAUGCCUACAAAAGUCAAGUCCAGGUUUACAGAAAACAAGGAGUCAGUUUUUCCUACUCCAGCAGACUCACCCUCUUCUGAAAAAUCUGAAGCUGCUGUGGAAAACAGUUUCAAAUUUGAAACCAAAAAGAAGAGAGGGCGACCAAAGAAAGGCUGUUCACCAACUCCAAAGACGGAAAGAGUUGAACAGGAUUCCGAAAUAUUUAAUGAUGAAAAUUCAAAGCAAGGAACCCAAUCUGAGCAGUCGUCACUGUAUAACGAGGAUGAAGAGGACUCGCGCAGUCUGCCUGCAUAUGCAUAUCCAGACAUUGCCAGUUGGACUCCACAGCAAGUUGCGGAGUACUUCGCCCAAAAAGGAUAUGAAGCCGAGGCUCAAAAGAUGUUGGAGAAUGAGUUGGACGGUGCUGCUCUGGCUCUCCUGAAGCGUUCCGAUAUUGUAGGACCGCCCCUUGGAGGCAUGCUUGGAAUUAAGACUCUAGGAGUUGCUCUCAAGCUCUUCCGGGAUAUACGAGACCUGCUCUAUCAAGGCAAUGCUGACAACUAUAUGGAUCCGUAUGAAGAAAAACCUUUCCACAGAUCUUGAUGAUUGCCAUAGCUAUAAUGAUAUAAUGGGUUGUACUAGAUUGUUUUUAUUAUCAUGAUCCAAGGUGAAAAGGUGAACUGAUUUUAAUGGGUGUGCAGGAUGAUCAAAAACACCCCCCCCAAAAAAAACACAACAAAAACGGAGGGUUUCUUACUUAAAAACCUGGAAACCGUGUAACUCCUGUCCUGUGGAGUGUUCUUAUCGAUCAGCAAUUCACUUACUCUGUGUGAUGAGCAUUUAUUUCGGAGCUCCGUGACAGCGAGCAACUUGUUCUCUGGAAGACAAUAAAAGUUAUACAUUUUUCA